UCGGGCCGGGGUGACUCUGCAGCCACACGCAAGCAUGGCCCACCAGCAGCCUGCAGCCAUGAGCCACUCGGCCAACGGGCUCUUCGUCUCGGUGGUCGCUGUCGUCACCAUCUCCUGCCUUCUUCCCAACACAGCCGCAGGUACCCCAAAAAGAAUUUCUCCCGGCGUUGCACCAAAGUUUUUUAGGGGGUCUUGUCUUCAAUAUGGACACUCUUGCUGGGGAGCACACGGAAAGAGAAGCAACAUUGCACCUUUGGCGGACCUAGUGCAGCCCGAGGUGUCUUUGGCGGCACCCGCGGACGACUCCCCCGCGAGCUGGGAGCCACCUGAAGAUGCAUCGCUGGAGCAGGAGGCGGUGCUCGCGCCCAGAGACCCUUGGCAACGACUGCGGAGACCUCUGCACCUUGACAGACUCCAGACCGGCAGCAGGCAGAGGGACGAAGACGACGUCGACUACGGGGUUCCCCCACCUCGUUGGAUAUACAAAAUUAUGAGACAGACAGCAAACAACUAGGACGAAAGAGCAGACACCGCAACGCAAACAACCAUUCCUUCCCUCUUAUUCUGAGUUGACCGUUUUGGAGGCGCGUUACACUGAUUUUCCGGCGCUUCCCCGCGCACCAUCCGUCCGAGGGCUGGCUUGAAAAGGACGCGGAGCUGAACGGGGGAGCGGCCGUUUUUAACUUCAAUCACGCACGAGGACGCAACGACUCUCUGCAGAACACACUCGUUUCGCUAACUAAGUGAGGGGAGAAAGAAAUAAUUUUGCAAGAGUUGAACUAUAUAUACACGCCAGAGCAUUGUUGAGUAAUAAUCUUCAAUUUAAGCUUCAUCGUACCCCAAAUGAAAUUACAAAAUGUGUCCCUUGACUUCCUCGUCGGCAGAGGCUGGGCUGCUGACCUUCCGUCUCGUUAUAUCCAUUUUUGUCUUUACAUUGUUUUGCUGCUGGGCAUUAUCCUUCACGUUUAGCCAAUAAAGCAUUUCAACUAACA
Messenger RNA from Cloeon dipterum, 992 nucleotides. It is a transcript of the gene CCHa1, whose product is annotated as CCHamide-1. NCBI's taxonomy places the organism in Eukaryota, Metazoa, Arthropoda, Insecta, Ephemeroptera, Baetidae. The record is from RefSeq and is a predicted model, not a curated record. Bases 35 to 514 code for a protein of 159 amino acids. The transcript is spliced from 4 exons.